AUGACUAGCUGCUGUGUGUUUGUGUCUCCUUUCAUUUGCUCAGUGGUCUUCAUCUAGAUUUCAGUCCCACAUAGAAUCUUCAAAUUCACUUCUGAAAUUGUUCUACAUCUGCAUUCAUGAGAAUUGUGGCAUUAGCAUAUGAAACAGAUGUGUGGGCAGUAUUUUCCAUCCUUUGACAGCGACCAGCCACCAACUUCAACAAACACAUGACACAAACAGGAGCAUCUGGGGCCAGAAAAUAUCAUACUUUCUCAUGGAGAGGAAGACGCAUUACGAUUCGAUCCUGGACCGAAGCAAACGCAUUACGUGGCAGGACGACUGCUAUGUGGAUCUUCAGUCUAUGUCGUGCUUGGCCUCUUCACAAGCAGAGAUGGAGGAUCUUAAUUGGGUCCAAAAGCAUCAAGACCAGCUGCAACGCUUCAGUACAGCCUCUUUCCUAGAGGGGAUGUUAGGCCACCUGCGAAAGAUGGAUAUGCUGAGUUCAGCGGAGGAGUCCAAGAUCAAGGGAGUGGGCCGGUUGCAGGACCAGGUCAACAUGCUCACAACUAUUGUCACUGGCAAGGACACUCAAAGCUCUGAUGCCCUGCGGGGCUUCAUAGAGAGUUCAGAUUCUCAGGUGGCCCAGCUCAUCAUAAACCACGAUUCCAUGGUGAAGGAGCACAAAGAGGUGCUUUUGCAGCGAUAUGAGCAGCUCAGAGACAGAGAUUCAUGCAGCUGUCCCAAACUGAACAUAUCAUCCAGAAACUUACUUCUGGUCGAUGGACUUUCUGACCUCCAGCAGAAGGAGCAUGACUUGAUGCAGGUGGGGGCAACUCGUGGAGGGAAAAGAAAUCAUCUCAGACAGCUGGGCCUGGCCAAACUCUUGGACCCGCUCACCCGGGUCAGUAUGCCUCCCAGGGUCUCCCUCACAGUUGGGGUGGCUGGUAUCGGCAAGACCACCUGGGUCCGACACUUCGUCAGACAGUGGAGCCAAGGGGCCAUCUGUACAGAUGUGAGCUUUGUCUUGCCUUUCACCUUUUGUGAGCUGAACUCGCUGGAGAAGCUUUCAGCUGAAAAGCUGGUGAAGAUGGCUUUUCCUCAUUUAAAAGACCCCAAUCUGGUCCUGAACAGCUCCUGUCGGACACUGCUCAUCCUUGAUGGUUUGGAUGAAUUCCGCUGCACUUUAAAUUUCUCAGAUGCAGUAUCUUGCAAUGACCCAAAGAAAGAAGUGUCCGUUGAUGACUUAAUUACUAACAUCAUCCGAGGGAAUCUUCUCCCUGACGUAGCAGUGUGGGUCACUUCCAGGCCAGGAGUGGCCUCACUCAUACCUGGAGGAUUGGUUGACAGGGUGACUGAGAUCCCUGGAUUCAGUCCGAAGGACAUCCACAUCUUCCUAAACCACCACUUCUCCGAGAGGGAUUUUGCCACUAAAAUAUGGGCACACCUGGAAUCCCAUAAGAUCUUAAUGGUGAUGUGUUACAUACCAUGUUUUUGCUGGAUAGUGGCUGAUACAUUGAUGUACAUCAUGCAGAGUGAAACCCAAGAGACCCUUCCCAGGACUAGUACUGAGCUCUAUGCCCACUUUUGUUCCAUGAAGGCAGAAGUAGGUGAACCAAGAGGCAGGGAGCCUGUAAAGAUGGAGCAGCUCCAUGGGAGCAAUCGCAAACUACUGGGGAAUCUUGGCCGGCUGGCGUUUUAUGGACUCCUUAAAAACAAGUACACCUUCAGUGAGCAGGACCUCCGGGCCUAUGGGAUAGACCUACUGUUAACUCAAAGUAGUCUUGGUGCUGGACUUCUUAUUCGGGAGGAGUCAGUCAUAUACCCAACAUUCCGGUUCACUCAUUUAACUCUGCAGGAGUUUCUCGCGGCCACCUUCUACCAUGUGUCUUCCAAAAGGGCCAUCUUUGACUUGUUCUCAGAGAGCACCAUGUCCUGGCCCAAGAUUGGUUUCCAGAACCACUUCAAAAGUGCCUUUCAGCACUCACAGCAAGCUGAAGAUGGUCACCUGGAUGUGUUUGUGCGCUUCCUGACAGGUCUGUUGAGCCCAGUGGUAUUGAAAACUCUCGCUGGGCUUUUGGCCAUUGGGAAAGAUGAUGGCAACCAGAAGGCAUGGGCAGCAGGGUUUCUACAAAGCCUAUUGGUCAGCGGGGGUGCUGUGGUAUCCCUACGUACAGUCAACCUGGCUUAUUGUCUACAGGAGCUGCAACACACAGAUCUAUUGCGGAGUGUAGAGGAGGAUCUACGACUUGGUAGUCUGGGUGGGAAGUUAACACGAGCUCAAUGCGUUGUGCUGGGCUACCUGCUGCAUGUUUCUCCAGAGUGCAGUGAACAGAUCAACCUAUCAGCCUCUCUGAACUACACAACAGUAAAAUGCUUGCUCCCACAGCUGCUGUACUGCGGCCAUCUCAGGUUAGAAAAUAAUCACUUCAAAGAUGAUGUAAUGGAAUUGCUGGGAAGCCUCCUGAGUGCCAAAGACUGCCAUAUCCAGAAGAUGAGUUUAGCAGAUAAUACUAUCAGCAACAAAGGUGCCAAGGCCUUGAGUCGAGCCCUUCUGGUGAACCGGACGCUAACUUCUCUCAAUCUCAGGAACAACAACAUUGGCUCAAAAGGUGCUAAGUUUCUGGCAGAAGCUCUAAAAAUGAACCAAGUGCUGGUAUCAAUCAACUUCCAGAACAACGCCAUUGAGGAGGAAGGUGCUCAGGCCCUCGCAGAAGUCCUGCAAUGCAACCGCAAACUGGUGUCUCUGAAUAUAAGGAAGAACACGAUUGGAGCUGUCGGAGCCAAACGGAUUGCAGAUGCGCUGAAGACAAACCGGACUCUCACAAAACUGAUUCUUUGUAGUAACCAGCUCGGGGACAAAGGAACAGUCGCUCUGGCAGAGGCUUUGACCGUCAACCACACUUUGCUCUCACUUCAACUUCAGAGUAACUCAAUCAGCAACAAGGGGAUGACAGCCUUAACCAAAGCACUUAGACAGAACCGGGGCCUCAUCUCUUUGAAUUUAAGAGAGAACUCAAUUGGGGUGGAGGGAGCAAAGAACAUGGCAAAGGCCCUCCAUGAGAACAACUCUCUCCAGGACCUUGAUCUCACAGCCAACCUGUUGCACGAUGAAGGGGUUCAAGCUAUAGCGGGCGCAAUCAAGUGUAAUCAAGGCCUCACCUCUUUGCAUCUGCAGUGGAAUUUCAUCAAGACCUCUGCCACUAAAGCUCUGGCACACGCACUUGUCUCCAACACCACAAUGCAGCUCCUGGAUCUGCAGGAGAAUGCUAUUGGGAAUGAAGGUGUCAUUUUUCUCGCUGAAGCCCUGAAAACCAACACAUGUCUUCGUACAUUAUGUCUCCAGGGGGUCUCAGCAGGAACAAGUGGUGCGGUUGCGAUAGCAGGGGCUCUAAUGACCAACCAAUGCCUGCAAACAUUAGAUCUGCGUGGAAAUGCUGUAGGUAUGGAGGGAGCGAAGGCCCUGGCGAACGCCUUGAAAAGCAACAGAAGCCUCAAGUCUUUGAAUCUGCAGGAGAACUCUCUGGGUAUGGAUGGAGCCAUAUUCAUUGCAACAGCCCUGCAAGGAAACCACCAGUUGACAUACAUAAACUUGCAGGGAAACGGCAUUGGACAAUCUGGAGCAAAAGUCAUAUCUGAUGCCAUAAGAACCAACGCUCCAGGCUGUGUGGUGGAUAUGUGACCAAGGACAGAGCAGCAGCCUCAUAGCACAGGGUCAUAGCACAGAAAUAACAGUAUGCUUUGUUAUCAAAAGUAUGUGUAUAGUCUGUAAUAUAGUUAAACUCUUAUUGUAUGAUGGUACCUAAUAUCACUAUGUAACUGUUAAUUUACUUGAUUACUGUAUUGUUAAAUAUUUGUAUAUUUAUUAAGACACAUUUACAUUUCUUUUGAGAUAGCAGUUAUUCGCUGUAAAGGAAAAUAAGACUCAAGCUUAAAGAUAUUUUUUAUAUGUUUAUGUACUGUAAAAUACACUCAGCAUCCUAACUCAGUGCUGUAUCACUGCUUAUUUGUUUUAAAUAAGAUGUCUGAGCAACCUAAGAUUCUGAAUAUUUGCUCUGUUUGCACAAAUGAAUCUGGGUGCAUGCAAAUAAAGUGGAUAUCACCA
Messenger RNA from Scomber japonicus (chub mackerel), 4081 nucleotides. It is a transcript of the gene nlrc3, whose product is annotated as NLR family, CARD domain containing 3. Lineage: Eukaryota; Metazoa; Chordata; Actinopteri; Scombriformes; Scombridae. Gene Ontology annotation, biological process: regulation of apoptotic process; negative regulation of canonical NF-kappaB signal transduction. Gene Ontology annotation, molecular function: protein binding. The transcript has 19 exons. Gene Ontology annotation, cellular component: cytosol. Bases 254 to 3658 code for a protein of 1134 amino acids. The record is from RefSeq and is a predicted model, not a curated record.